AAUUAACACAUGUUCUAUAACAAAUAUGACGACCCCUAAGAAAGAUUUAACAACUGCUCACCAAGACUUUUUAAUACAUAUGUACGAAAAGGAAACUGCGCUAACUUUAAAAUGGUAUAGAACCUAUCAGAGUUCAACAAAAAAACGUGCCAAUUUCCCCGUACAUUAUAAUAAAAAUAUUAAUAAUGAACACCUACAGCGGGAAUUUAUUGCCAACAGACUGGAAGAUUUUAAACACGAUGAUGCGGUUAAACACGGGGAUAAAGAAACAGAUGCGAUUGAUAAAAAAUUCCUGAAUAUUAUGAAACCUGUUGAUCCAGAUGUUAAAAAGAUAUUGAUUUCAGCUGUUCCGGAUGCACGCAACAAAUAUUUAAAGGAACGUUAUAACGUUCUUCCGGAAAAUCGUUACUAUUUUCCAGAAUGCACGAAUUUUGAUUACGGUUGGGAAAUGUGGAGCAGUCCGAAACAGUAUCAGGGUUUUGGAAACCAGGCCAUAAUCAAAAAUUCAUUUUAUCGAAGAAACGGAACUCAACGAGAUCCAGACUGGUACAGGGAACCAUGCAAGCUAAGCCCCACCAUAUGCGGCAUCAUUUAAUAAACAUUUCGAC
Messenger RNA from Brassicogethes aeneus, 608 nucleotides. NCBI's taxonomy places the organism in Eukaryota, Metazoa, Arthropoda, Insecta, Coleoptera, Nitidulidae. The record is from the annotation of a GenBank genome assembly.